AUGGAACUCGCCCAUGAUGAUGAGGUCGUUCAGAAAAUGCAAAUGGAACAUAACGUCGCUGAUGAAGGUGCGGCCGCUCUCCAAGGCCAGUCCUUGAGUUACGACGUCGAAGAAGAACGUCGCCUUGUCCGUAGACUCGACUUCAUAUUGUUACCCAUGAUGGCGUGCGGGACUGGUCUUCAGUUGGUCGACAAGAGUGCUCUUGGAAGCGCGGCAACUUUGACCAUUCAGAAGGACCUCGGAUUGCAUGGGACGCAGUACUCCUGGGCUGUCAGUAUCUACUACUUCGGGUUGUUGUUGGGCACUUACCCCGCCAAUCUGCUGCUGCAGAGGUAUCACGUGGGAAAGGUCGUCGCUAUCGCUUUCGUUUGCUGGGGUGCUGUCAUGCUUGGUCAUGCUGGCGUUCACAGCUUCGGUGCUCUUGCAGCAGUCCGUUUCCUUCUAGGCUUCUUUGAAUCAGCUAUGGCUCCUGGCUUCACGGCUACGACCGCUCGAUUUUACAAUCAAACCGAACAACCCCUCCGCUACUCUCUUUGGACAUUGGCCAAUACCCUUUUCCCCAUUCCCUUCCUUCUCAUCUUCUUUGGCAUUGGGAAAGCAUCCGAUGUACCGCUGCAACCUUGGCGUUGGAUAUUUAUCAUGCUAGGUAUCCUCACUGUCUUCCUGGGCGUCGGAAUAUGGUUCUUCUUCCCAGACAAGCCCAGUACGACAUGGUGGCUCACCGAACGACAAAGGGCGGUGUGUGUGGAGCGUGUCGCAAAGACGCAAGUCGGGAUUAAGAACACUAAAUUCAAGAAGAGACAGAUGCUCGAGGCUCUUACCGAUCUCAAAGUCUGGCUCAUUUGUUUCUUACUGGUGUUCCAACAGGCUGGUGUCUCCCUCCAAACCAAUUUCAGUGGAAUCAUCAUCAAAGGAUUCGGAUUUUCAGGGCUCAAGAGUCUAUUACUCCAGAUUCCAGGAUGGGCUGCUGCUAGUAUCACUGUCAUUGCCACCGGAUUCUUCGUUACGCAUAAUAAGUUCAUGCAACGGGCAAAGACACUCGUCUUAGCAGCAGUUGCCGUCCUCACCGUUACAUGUGGUGCUAUCCUCUACACCCACCCUCCCAGUUCAACGGGAAGGAACAAAGCUUUAUCCCUUGUCAUGUUAACUUUGAUCAACACCAAUGCGGUUGGAUACCCUAUUAUCCUUUCCCUUGCCGGUCAGAACUUUGCUGGUUCUUCAAAGAAACAAACCGUUCUCACUAUGUUGUUCGUCAUGUACUGUGUUUCUAACAUUUGUGUCCCUCAAUCUUUCGUCGCCAAACAAUCUCCCGCAUACUCUGACGGUAUUCUCACUGUCAUGGCAUUCCAGGCUGCGCACAUUGGAUAA
Molecule: messenger RNA, 1368 nt
Organism: Tremella mesenterica DSM 1558
Lineage: Eukaryota; Fungi; Basidiomycota; Tremellomycetes; Tremellales; Tremellaceae
Exons: 11
Coding region: 1-1368 (455 amino acids)
Biological process (GO): transmembrane transport; allantoate transport; dipeptide transport
Cellular component (GO): plasma membrane
Molecular function (GO): dipeptide transmembrane transporter activity; allantoate transmembrane transporter activity
Source: RefSeq, a predicted model, not a curated record